AUGACAGAUGAUGAAGUGGUUCUGCAGUGUACCGCAACCAUCCACAAAGAACAGCAGAAACUAUGUUUGGCAGCGGAAGGAUUUGGCAACAGACUUUGUUUCUUGGAGUCCACUUCCAAUUCCAAGAAUGUCCCCCCAGACCUCUCCAUCUGCACCUUCGUGCUGGAACAGUCCCUCUCUGUCCGGGCCCUGCAGGAGAUGCUGGCUAACACGGUGGAGAAAUCGGAAGGGGCAAUUGAUGUGGAAAAAUGGAAAUUCAUGAUGAAGACUGCUCAAGGUGGUGGUCAUCGAACACUCCUCUAUGGACAUGCCAUAUUGCUGCGCCACUCCUACAGUGGCAUGUAUCUAUGCUGCCUGUCCACCUCCCGGUCUUCAACCGAUAAACUGGCUUUUGAUGUUGGCUUGCAAGAGGACACUACAGGUGAGGCUUGUUGGUGGACCAUACACCCUGCCUCGAAGCAGCGAUCGGAAGGAGAAAAAGUACGAGUCGGAGAUGACCUCAUCUUAGUUAGCGUGUCCUCUGAGAGGUACUUGCACUUGUCUUACGGCAACGGCAGCUUGCACGUGGACGCCGCUUUCCAGCAGACCCUCUGGAGCGUGGCCCCAAUCAGCUCAGGAAGUGAAGCAGCCCAAGGGUAUCUGAUUGGCGGGGAUGUCCUCAGGUUGCUACAUGGACACAUGGAUGAAUGUCUCACCGUCCCUUCAGGAGAACAUGGUGAAGAGCAGCGGAGAACCGUUCAUUUCGAAGGCGGUGCUAUAUCUGUGCACGCGCGUUCCCUGUGGAGACUGGAGACGCUAAGAGUUGCGUGGAGUGGAAGCCACAUAAGAUGGGGCCAGCCAUUCCGACUACGCCAUGUCACAACAGGAAAAUACUUGAGUCUCAUGGAAGACAAAAACCUUCUACUCAUGGACAAAGAGAAAGCUGACGUAAAAUCAACAGCAUUUACCUUCCGGUCUUCCAAGGAAAAAUUGGAUGUAGGGGUGAGAAAAGAAGUUGAUGGAAUGGGAACAUCUGAAAUAAAAUAUGGUGACUCGGUAUGCUUCAUACAACAUGUAGACACAGGCCUGUGGCUCACUUACCAGUCUGUGGAUGUGAAAUCCGUGAGAAUGGGAUCUAUACAACGUAAGGCCAUUAUGCACCAUGAAGGCCACAUGGAUGAUGGCUUAAAUUUGUCUAGGUCUCAGCAUGAAGAAUCACGCACAGCACGAGUCAUCCGGAGCACAGUCUUCCUUUUCAAUAGAUUUAUAAGGGGCCUCGAUGCUCUCAACAAGAAGGUGAAGCCUUCCACAGUAGACUUGCCCAUAGAGUCUGUAAGUCUGAGUCUGCGGGAUCUUAUUGGCUACUUCCACCCACCAGAUGAGCAUUUAGAACACGAAGACAAGCAGAACAGACUGCGAGCCCUAAAGAAUCGGCAGAAUCUCUUCCAGGAAGAGGGAAUGAUCAAUCUUGUGCUCGAGUGUAUAGACCGACUACAUGUCUACAGCAGCGCGGCUCACUUUGCUGACGUCGCUGGGCGAGAGGCAGGGGAAUCUUGGAAAUCCAUUCUAAAUUCUCUGUAUGAGUUGCUGGCGGCUCUAAUUAGAGGAAAUCGUAAAAACUGUGCUCAAUUUUCCGGCUCCCUCGACUGGUUGAUUAGCAGAUUGGAAAGACUGGAAGCUUCUUCUGGUAUUCUCGAAGUUUUACACUGUGUGUUAGUUGAAAGUCCAGAAGCUCUUAAUAUUAUUAAAGAAGGGCAUAUUAAAUCCAUUAUCUCGCUUUUAGACAAGCAUGGAAGAAAUCAUAAGGUUCUAGACGUCUUGUGCUCACUCUGUGUUUGCCAUGGGGUUGCAGUCCGUUCUAACCAGCAUCUCAUCUGUGACAAUCUCCUACCAGGAAGAGAUCUUCUACUGCAGACACGUCUUGUGAACCAUGUCAGCAGCAUGAGACCCAAUAUUUUUCUGGGCGUCAGCGAAGGGUCUGCUCAGUAUAAGAAAUGGUACUAUGAACUGAUGGUGGACCACACAGAGCCCUUUGUGACAGCUGAAGCAACUCACUUGCGAGUGGGCUGGGCUUCCACCGAAGGGUAUUCUCCCUACCCUGGAGGGGGCGAAGAGUGGGGUGGAAAUGGUGUUGGAGAUGAUCUCUUCUCCUAUGGAUUCGAUGGCCUUCAUCUCUGGUCAGGUUGUAUUGCUCGUACUGUAAACUCACCGAACCAGCAUCUGUUGAGAACGGAUGAUGUCAUCAGUUGCUGUUUAGAUCUAAGUGCUCCAAGUAUCUCAUUCCGAAUUAAUGGACAACCUGUUCAAGGAAUGUUUGAGAAUUUCAACAUUGAUGGCCUCUUCUUUCCAGUUGUUAGUUUCUCUGCAGGAAUAAAGGUACGCUUUCUGCUUGGAGGACGACAUGGGGAAUUCAAAUUCCUUCCUCCGCCUGGGUAUGCUCCUUGUUAUGAAGCUGUUCUGCCAAAAGAGAAGUUGAAAGUGGAGCACAGCCGAGAGUACAAGCAAGAAAGGACUUACACACGGGACCUGCUGGGCCCUACAGUUUCCCUGACACAAGCUGCCUUCACACCAAUCCCUGUGGACACCAGCCAGAUUGUGUUGCCUCCUCAUCUAGAGAGGAUAAGAGAAAAACUGGCAGAGAAUAUCCAUGAACUCUGGGUUAUGAAUAAAAUCGAACUUGGCUGGCAAUAUGGUCCGGUUAGAGAUGACAAUAAGAGACAACAUCCAUGUCUGGUGGAGUUCUCCAAGCUGCCUGAGCAGGAACGCAAUUACAACUUACAAAUGUCACUUGAGACCUUGAAGACUCUGUUGGCAUUAGGAUGUCAUGUGGGUAUAUCAGAUGAACAUGCUGAAGAAAAGGUGAAAAAAAUGAAGCUACCCAAGAAUUACCAGCUAACAAGUGGAUACAAGCCUGCCCCAAUGGACCUGAGCUUUAUAAAACUCACUCCAUCCCAAGAAGCAAUGGUGGACAAGUUGGCAGAAAAUGCCCACAACGUGUGGGCCCGGGAUCGAAUCCGACAGGGCUGGACUUACGGCAUCCAGCAGGAUGUUAAGAACAGAAGAAACCCUCGCCUCGUUCCCUACACUCUUCUGGAUGACCGAACGAAGAAAUCGAACAAGGACAGCCUCCGUGAGGCUGUGCGCACCCUGCUGGGGUAUGGCUACAACCUGGAAGCACCAGAUCAAGAUCAUGCUGGCAGAGCCGAAGUGUGCAGCGGCACAGGAGAAAGGUUCCGAAUCUUCCGUGCUGAGAAGACCUACGCGGUGAAGGCAGGACGGUGGUAUUUUGAAUUUGAGGCUGUCACUGCUGGGGACAUGAGGGUUGGUUGGAGCAGGCCGGGUUGUCAACCAGAUCAGGAGCUUGGCUCCGAUGAACGUGCCUUUGCUUUCGACGGCUUCAAGGCCCAACGGUGGCACCAGGGCAACGAGCAUUAUGGGCGCUCUUGGCAGGCAGGCGAUGUUGUCGGGUGUAUGGUGGACAUGAAUGAACACACUAUGAUGUUCACCCUGAAUGGCGAAAUCCUUCUUGAUGACUCAGGUUCAGAAUUGGCUUUCAAGGACUUUGAUGUUGGUGACGGAUUCAUACCUGUAUGUAGCCUUGGAGUAGCUCAAGUGGGCAGGAUGAACUUUGGAAAGGAUGUCAGCACCUUGAAGUAUUUCACCAUCUGUGGCUUACAAGAGGGCUACGAACCAUUUGCCGUUAAUACAAACAGGGAUAUUACCAUGUGGCUGAGCAAGAGGCUUCCUCAGUUUCUCCAAGUUCCAUCAAACCAUGAACAUAUUGAGGUGACCAGAAUAGAUGGCACCAUAGACAGUUCCCCAUGUUUAAAGGUCACUCAGAAGUCGUUUGGUUCUCAGAACAGCAGCACCGAUAUCAUGUUCUACCGUCUGAGCAUGCCGAUUGAGUGCGCGGAGGUCUUCUCAAAGACUGUGGCUGGAGGGCUCCCUGGUGCUGGCCUCUUUGGGCCCAAGAAUGAUUUGGAGGAUUAUGAUGCAGAUUCUGAUUUUGAGGUUCUAAUGAAGACAGCUCAUGGCCAUCUGGUACCCGAUCGUGUUGACAAAGACAAAGAAGUUACAAAAGCAGAGUUUAAUAACCACAAAGAUUAUGCUCAGGAAAAGCCCUCUCGUCUGAAACAAAGAUUUUUGCUUAGGAGAACAAAGCCAGAUUAUAGCACAAGCCAUUCUGCAAGACUCACUGAAGAUGUCCUUGCCGACGAUCGGGAUGACUAUGAUUAUUUGAUGCAGACGUCCACGUACUAUUACUCAGUGAGAAUCUUUCCUGGACAAGAACCUGCUAAUGUCUGGGUGGGCUGGAUUACAUCAGAUUUCCAUCAGUAUGAUACAGGCUUUGACUUGGACAGAGUCCGUACAGUAACAGUUACUCUAGGAGAUGAAAAAGGAAAAGUGCAUGAAAGCAUCAAACGCAGCAACUGCUAUAUGGUAUGUGCGGGUGAGAGCAUGAGCCCUGGGCAAGGACGCAAUAAUAACGGACUGGAGAUCGGCUGUGUGGUGGACGCUGCCAGCGGGCUGCUCACAUUCAUUGCCAAUGGCAAGGAACUGAGCACAUACUAUCAGGUGGAACCAAGUACAAAAUUAUUUCCCGCAGUUUUUGCACAAGCUACAAGUCCCAAUGUUUUCCAGUUUGAGCUGGGAAGAAUAAAGAAUGUGAUGCCCCUCUCGGCGGGAUUAUUCAAGAGCGAGCACAAAAACCCGGUGCCGCAGUGCCCUCCGCGGCUGCACGUGCAGUUCCUGUCGCACGUCCUGUGGAGCAGGAUGCCCAACCAGUUCCUGAAGGUAGACGUCUCUCGGAUCAGUGAACGCCAGGGCUGGCUGGUGCAGUGUUUGGAUCCUCUGCAGUUCAUGUCUCUUCACAUCCCCGAGGAAAACAGAUCUGUUGACAUCUUAGAGUUGACAGAGCAGGAGGAACUGCUGAAAUUUCACUAUCACACUCUCCGGCUCUACUCAGCCGUCUGUGCUCUUGGGAACCACCGGGUGGCCCACGCCCUGUGCAGCCACGUGGACGAACCUCAGCUCCUCUACGCCAUCGAGAACAAGUACAUGCCGGGCUUGCUGCGCGCCGGCUACUAUGACCUGCUGAUUGACAUCCACCUCAGCUCCUAUGCCACCGCCAGGCUUAUGAUGAACAAUGAGUUCAUCGUCCCCAUGACAGAGGAGACAAAGAGCAUCACUCUUUUCCGUGAUGAGAACAAAAAGCACGGCCUCCCGGGGAUUGGCCUCAGCACGUCCCUCAGGCCACGGAUGCAGUUUUCCUCUCCCAGUUUUGUGACCGUCAAUAACGAAUGUUACCAGUACAGUCCUGAGUUCCCACUGGACAUCCUCAAGGCCAAAACGAUACAGAUGCUGACGGAAGCAGUUAAGGAGGGCAGUCUUCAUGCACGGGACCCAGUUGGGGGGACCACUGAAUUCCUCUUCGUACCCCUCAUCAAGCUGUUCUAUACCCUGCUGAUCAUGGGCAUCUUUCACAACGAGGACCUGAAGCACAUCUUGCAGCUGAUUGAGCCCAGCGUGUUUAAAGAAGCAGCCACUCCGGAGGAGGAGGGCGAUACCCUGGAGAAAGAGCUCAGUGCAGACGACUCAAAGCUGGAAGGGGCUGGUGACGAAGAAGCCAAAGGGGGUAAGAGGCCCAAGGAGGGCCUGCUCCAAAUGAAACUGCCAGAGCCAGUUAAGUUGCAGAUGUGCCUACUGCUCCAAUACCUCUGUGACUGCCAGAUCCGGCACCGGAUAGAAGCCAUUGUAGCCUUUUCAGAUGACUUUGUAGCUAAGCUGCAAGAAAAUCAGCGCUUCCGAUAUAAUGAAGUUAUGCAAGCCUUAAACAUGUCAGCUGCACUCACAGCCAGGAAAACGAAGGAAUUUAGGUCACCACCUCAAGAGCAGAUCAAUAUGCUUCUCAAUUUUAAGGAUGACAAAAGUGAAUGUCCAUGUCCUGAAGAAAUUCGUGACCAACUAUUGGAUUUCCAUGAAGAUUUGAUGACACAUUGUGGUAUUGAGCUGGAUGAAGAUGGAUCUCUGGAUGGAAAUAGUGAUUUAACAAUUAGAGGACGUCUGCUGUCCCUGGUAGAAAAGGUGACAUACUUGAAGAAGAAACAAGCAGAAAAACCAAUUGAGAGUGACUCCAAGAAGUCCUCCACUCUUCAGCAGUUGAUUUCUGAGACGAUGGUCCGAUGGGCUCAGGAGUCUGUCAUUGAAGACCCUGAGUUGGUGAGGGCCAUGUUUGUGUUGCUCCAUCGGCAGUAUGACGGCAUCGGGGGUCUGGUCCGGGCUCUGCCAAAGACCUACACGAUAAAUGGCGUCUCUGUGGAGGAUACCAUCAACCUGCUGGCAUCUCUGGGUCAGAUUCGUUCUCUGCUGAGUGUGAGAAUGGGCAAAGAAGAAGAGAAGCUUAUGAUUCAUGGAUUGGGGGAUAUAAUGAAUAACAAAGUGUUUUACCAGCACCCCAAUCUCAUGAGGGCACUGGGGAUGCACGAGACCGUGAUGGAGGUCAUGGUGAACGUCCUUGGAGGUGGAGAGUCCAAGGAAAUCACCUUUCCGAAGAUGGUGGCCAACUGUUGCCGUUUUCUCUGUUACUUUUGUCGUAUAAGUCGGCAGAAUCAAAAAGCUAUGUUUGAUCACCUCAGUUAUUUACUGGAAAACAGCAGUGUUGGUCUUGCCUCGCCAGCUAUGAGAGGUUCAACACCACUGGACGUGGCAGCAGCCUCAGUGAUGGAUAACAAUGAACUCGCCUUAGCUUUGCGCGAGCCAGAUCUGGAAAAGGUAGUUCGUUAUUUGGCUGGUUGUGGACUGCAGAGUUGCCAGAUGCUGGUGUCUAAAGGCUAUCCAGACAUUGGGUGGAAUCCAGUUGAAGGAGAGAGAUAUCUUGACUUUCUCAGAUUUGCUGUCUUCUGUAACGGGGAGAGUGUGGAAGAAAACGCAAAUGUCGUGGUGAGAUUGCUCAUCCGGAGGCCCGAGUGUUUCGGUCCUGCUUUGAGAGGGGAAGGUGGGAAUGGUCUCCUUGCAGCCAUGGAAGAAGCCAUAAAAAUAGCCGAGGAUCCUUCCCGAGAUGGUCCCUCACCAAAUGGUGGAUCCAGUAAAACACCUGACACAGAAGAGGAGGAAGAUGACACUAUCCACAUGGGGAACGCAAUCAUGACCUUUUAUGCAGCUCUGAUCGACCUCUUAGGACGCUGUGCUCCUGAGAUGCACUUGAUUCAUGCUGGUAAGGGGGAAGCCAUCAGAAUCAGGUCUAUUUUGAGAUCUCUAAUUCCACUGGGAGAUUUGGUGGGAGUAAUCAGCAUCGCUUUUCAGAUGCCCACGAUAGCCAAAGAUGGGAAUGUGGUGGAACCUGACAUGUCUGCGGGGUUUUGCCCAGAUCACAAGGCAGCCAUGGUUUUAUUCCUUGACAGGGUCUAUGGAAUUGAGGUUCAAGAUUUCCUCCUCCAUCUUCUCGAGGUUGGCUUUCUGCCAGAUCUCCGGGCUGCCGCUUCUCUAGACACGGCUGCUCUGAGUGCUACAGACAUGGCCUUGGCCCUCAAUCGGUACCUUUGCACAGCCGUCUUGCCUUUGUUAACAAGAUGUGCUCCUCUUUUUGCUGGCACGGAGCACCAUGCUUCCCUCAUUGACUCAUUGCUUCAUACUGUGUAUAGACUUUCGAAGGGCUGCUCACUUACCAAAGCUCAGCGGGAUUCCAUAGAAGUUUGUUUACUCUCUAUUUGUGGCCAGUUGAGGCCUUCAAUGAUGCAGCACUUACUCAGAAGAUUAGUAUUUGAUGUUCCAUUAUUAAAUGAACAUGCAAAGAUGCCUCUUAAGCUGCUGACAAACCACUAUGAAAGAUGCUGGAAAUAUUACUGCCUGCCUGGAGGGUGGGGAAACUUUGGUGCUGCCUCAGAAGAAGAACUUCAUUUAUCAAGAAAACUGUUCUGGGGCAUUUUUGAUGCCCUGUCUCAAAAGAAAUAUGAACAAGAACUUUUCAAACUGGCACUGCCUUGCCUGAGUGCAGUUGCGGGCGCUUUGCCUCCAGACUACAUGGAGUCAAAUUAUGUCAGUAUGAUGGAAAAACAGUCAUCAAUGGAUUCUGAAGGGAACUUUAACCCACAACCUGUUGAUACCUCAAAUAUUACAAUUCCUGAGAAGUUGGAAUACUUCAUUAACAAAUACGCAGAACAUUCCCAUGACAAAUGGUCAAUGGACAAGUUGGCAAAUGGAUGGAUUUAUGGAGAAAUAUAUUCAGACUCUUCUAAGGUUCAACCAUUAAUGAAGCCAUAUAAACUGUUAUCUGAAAAGGAAAAAGAAAUUUAUCGCUGGCCAAUCAAAGAGUCUUUGAAGACCAUGCUGGCUUGGGGUUGGAGAAUUGAAAGAACGCGGGAGGGAGACAGCAUGGCCCUUUAUAACCGGACCCGUCGUAUUUCUCAGACAAGCCAGGUUUCUGUAGAUGCUGCCCAUGGUUAUAGCCCCCGGGCCAUUGACAUGAGCAAUGUUACAUUAUCCAGAGACCUGCAUGCUAUGGCAGAAAUGAUGGCUGAAAAUUACCAUAAUAUAUGGGCAAAGAAAAAGAAAAUGGAGUUGGAGUCCAAAGGAGGCGGAAACCAUCCCCUGCUGGUGCCGUAUGAUACACUGACAGCCAAAGAGAAAGCCAAGGACAGGGAAAAAGCACAGGACAUCCUCAAGUUCUUGCAGAUCAAUGGAUAUGUUGUAUCCAGAGGGUUUAAGGACCUGGAAUUGGACACACCUUCUAUUGAGAAACGAUUUGCUUAUAGUUUCCUCCAACAACUCAUUCGUUAUGUGGAUGAAGCCCAUCAGUAUAUCCUGGAGUUUGAUGGUGGCAGCAGAGGCAAAGGAGAACAUUUCCCUUAUGAGCAAGAAAUCAAGUUCUUUGCAAAAGUCGUUCUUCCUUUAAUUGAUCAGUAUUUCAAAAACCAUCGUUUAUACUUCUUAUCUGCAGCAAGCAGACCUCUCUGCUCUGGAGGACACGCAUCAAACAAAGAGAAAGAAAUGGUGACUAGCCUAUUCUGCAAACUUGGAGUUCUUGUCAGGCAUAGGAUUUCACUAUUUGGGAAUGAUGCGACGUCAAUUGUCAACUGUCUUCAUAUUUUGGGUCAGACUUUGGAUGCAAGGACUGUGAUGAAGACUGGCCUGGAGAGUGUUAAAAGUGCACUCCGAGCUUUUCUGGACAAUGCCGCGGAGGACCUGGAGAAGACCAUGGAAAAUCUUAAGCAAGGCCAGUUCACCCACACCCGGAACCAACCCAAAGGGGUGACUCAGAUCAUCAAUUACACCACGGUGGCCCUGUUGCCCAUGCUGUCAUCAUUGUUUGAACAUAUUGGCCAGCAUCAGUUCGGAGAAGACCUAAUCUGUAUGUAAAUUGAUGACUUAGAGUGUCAUUAUUGAAAUACACAGUAUUAUUCACUUGGAAGACAUAAAAUGUAAGCAUUUCCUACUUACAGGCAACGUUCUGCAUUAGGAGAAUGUCUGGCUGCCUUCGCUGGUGCCUUUCCUGUAGCAUUUUUGGAAACUCAUCUCGACAAACAUAAUAUUUACUCCAUCUACAAUACUAAGUCUUCACGAGAGAGAGCAGCUCUCAGUUUGCCAGCCAACGUGGAAGACGUUUGUCCGAAUAUACCGUCUUUGGAGAAACUCAUGGAGGAAAUCGUGGAAUUAGCCGAGUCCGGCAUUCGCUACACUCAGAUGCCGCAUGUCAUGGAAGUCAUUCUGCCCAUGCUUUGUAGCUACAUGUCUCGCUGGUGGGAGCACGGACCUGAGAACAAUCCAGAAAGGUCUGAAAUGUGCUGUACAGCUCUGAACUCAGAGCACAUGAACACACUUCUAGGAAACAUACUGAAAAUCAUAUAUAAUAAUUUGGGAAUUGACGAGGGAGCCUGGAUGAAGCGGUUGGCAGUGUUUUCCCAGCCUAUUAUAAAUAAAGUCAAACCUCAGCUCUUGAAAACUCAUUUCUUGCCAUUAAUGGAGAAACUCAAGAAAAAGGCAGCCAUGGUGGUAUCUGAGGAGGACCACAUGAAAGCCGAGGCCAGGGGGGAUAUGUCCGAGGCUGAACUUCUCAUCCUGGAUGAAUUCACCACGCUGGCCAGAGAUCUCUAUGCCUUCUACCCUCUCUUGAUCAGAUUUGUGGACUAUAACAGGGCAAAGUGGCUAAAGGAGCCUAACCCGGAAGCGGAGGAACUCUUCCGCAUGGUGGCCGAAGUGUUCAUCUACUGGUCGAAAUCCCAUAAUUUCAAAAGAGAAGAGCAGAACUUCGUUGUACAGAAUGAAAUCAACAAUAUGUCUUUCCUUAUUACUGACACCAAGUCAAAGAUGUCAAAGGCAGCUGUUUCUGAUCAGGAGAGGAAGAAAAUGAAGCGCAAAGGAGACCGGUACUCGAUGCAGACCUCUCUUAUCGUAGCGGCGCUGAAGCGCUUGCUGCCCAUUGGGCUGAACAUCUGUGCCCCUGGGGACCAGGAGCUCAUUGUGGAACAUCCUCAGAGAUCUAAAAAGGCUGUAUGGCAUAAACUACUCUCUAAGCAGAGGAAGAGGGCAGUUGUAGCCUGCUUCCGAAUGGCCCCCUUAUAUAAUCUGCCAAGCUACGUUAAACCCGGGGCCGAACCUCCAGAAGAAGAUGAAGGCACUAAGAGAGUUGAUCCUCUGCAUCAGCUGAUCCUUCUGUUUAGUCGAACAGCUUUAACAGAGAAAUGCAAACUGGAGGAAGAUUUUUUGUAUAUGGCUUAUGCGGAUAUUAUGGCAAAGAGUUGUCAUGAUGAGGAAGAUGAUGAUGGUGAAGAAGAAGUGAAGAGUUUUGAACACGAUAUUAUCAAAGAUUUAAGAAACAAAUUUGCCAGCCUCGGCGAGAACUCUCUGGAAAAGGAAAUGGAAAAGCAAAAGCUGCUCUACCAGCAAGCCCGACUCCACGAUCGUGGUGCAGCUGAGAUGGUGCUACAGACGAUCAGCGCCAGCAAGGGUGAGCGUCCUUAUUCUCCUCUCACGAGUGUCUGUCCUUCAGAUUUCCUCUUUUCUCGCUCGGUGCUCGCUCGUUUCAACCCCACUCAUGCAAAAAUGCUCGACUACCUCAAGGAGAAAAAGGACGUGGGCUUCUUUCAGAGCCUGGCUGGCCUGAUGCAGUCAUGUAGUGUCCUUGACUUAAAUGCAUUUGAGCGACAAAACAAAGCUGAAGGACUUGGAAUGGUGACAGAGGAAGGAUCAGGAGAGAAGGUUCUGCAGGACGACGAGUUCACCUGUGACCUCUUCCGAUUCCUACAGCUACUCUGUGAGGGGCACAACUCAGAUUUUCAGAAUUAUCUGAGAACUCAGACUGGCAAUAAUACAACUGUCAACAUAAUCAUCUCCACUGUAGACUACCUACUGAGAGUUCAGGAAUCAAUUAGUGACUUCUAUUGGUAUUACUCUGGGAAAGAUGUUAUUGAUGAACAAGGACAACGGAAUUUCUCGAAAGCUAUCCAAGUAGCAAAACAAGUCUUUAACACUCUCACCGAGUAUAUUCAGUGCUUACUAGUGGCAGAGCAGUGGCCUCUUUGUGAGAAUAAAUGGGAUGUUCUUACUGCAUAGUUUUCUCAUAUUAUCUCAAAUACAAUAUGCUCGUAUUUUCAGGAUUCCAGUCAAAUUGAGCUAUUAAAAGAAUUAAUGGAUCUCCAAAAGGAUAUGGUGGUCAUGCUGCUGUCCAUGUUAGAAGGUAAUGUUGUCAAUGGAACAAUCGGCAAACAGAUGGUUGACAUGCUUGUGGAAUCUUCCAACAAUGUAGAGAUGAUUCUCAAAUUUUUUGACAUGUUCUUAAAACUAAAGGAUUUGACAUCUUCUGAUACAUUUAAAGAAUACGACCCUGAUGGCAAGGGGGUCAUUUCCAAGAGGGACUUCCAUAAAGCAAUGGAGAGCCACAAGCACUACACACAGUCAGAAACCGAGUUUCUUUUGUCUUGCGCGGAGACAGAUGAAAACGAAACGCUCGACUAUGAAGAGUUUGUCAAACGGUUCCACGAGCCUGCAAAGGACAUUGGCUUCAACGUCGCUGUCCUUCUGACAAAUCUUUCUGAGCACAUGCCCAACGAUACCCGACUGCAGACUUUCCUGGAAUUAGCAGAGAGCGUGCUGAAUUAUUUCCAGCCCUUUCUGGGCCGCAUUGAGAUCAUGGGAAGCGCCAAACGCAUCGAGAGGGUUUAUUUUGAAAUCAGCGAGUCCAGCCGAACCCAGUGGGAGAAGCCCCAGGUCAAGGAGUCCAAGAGGCAGUUCAUAUUUGAUGUGGUCAACGAGGGCGGAGAGAAGGAGAAGAUGGAGCUCUUCGUCAACUUCUGUGAGGACACCAUCUUCGAAAUGCAGCUGGCGGCUCAGAUCUCCGAGUCGGAUUUGAACGAGAGGUCGGCGAAUAAAGAGGAGAGUGAGAAGGAGAGGCCGGAAGAGCAGGGGCCGAGAAUGGGUUUCUUUUCCAUUCUGACGGUCAAGUCGGCCCUGCUUGCCCUCAGGUACAAUAUCCUAACCCUUAUACGAAUGCUCAGUCUAAAGAGCCUGAAGAAACAGAUGAAAAAAAUGAAGAAGAUGACCGUGAAAGACAUGGUCACAGCCUUCUUUUCAUCCUACUGGAGUAUUUUUGUGACCCUCUUGCACUUUGUGGCCAGCGUUUUCAGAGGCUUCUUCCGUAUCGUUUGUAGCCUGCUGCUGGGGGCAAGCUUGGUAGAAGGGGCUAAAAAGAUCCGAGUCGCGGAACUCCUGGCCAACAUGCCAGACCCCACUCAGGAUGAGGUGCGGGGAGAUGGGGAGGAGGGAGAGAGGAAGCCCAUGGAAGCCGCCCUGCCUUCCGAAGACCUGGCAGACUUGAAGGAACUGACAGAGGAAAGUGACCUCCUUUCAGACAUAUUUGGCUUGGAUCUGAAGAGAGAAGGAGGGCAGUACAAACUAAUCCCUCACAAUCCAAACGCCGGCCUUAGUGACCUGAUGAGCAACCCAGUCCCUAUCCCUGAGGUGCAAGAAAAAUUUCAGGAACAGAAGGCAAAAGACGAAGAGAAAGAAGAAAAAGAAGAAACCAAAUCUGAACCCGAAAAAGCUGAGGGAGAAGACGGAGAAAAGGAAGAGAAAGCCAAAGAAGACAAGGCGAAACAAAAGUCAAGGCAGCUCCACACACACAGAUACGGAGAACCAGAAGUUCCAGAGUCUGCGUUCUGGAAGAAAAUCAUAGCGUAUCAACAGAAACUUCUAAACUAUUUUGCUCGCAACUUUUACAACAUGAGAAUGUUAGCCUUAUUUGUUGCAUUUGCAAUCAAUUUCAUCUUGCUCUUUUAUAAGGUCUCCACUUCUUCUGUGGUUGAAGGAAAGGAGCUCCCCACUCGAAGUUCAAGUGAAAAUGCCAAAGUUACCAGCCUGGACAGCAGCUCCCACAGAAUCAUCGCAGUUCAUUACGUCCUGGAGGAGAGCAGUGGCUACAUGGAGCCCACGUUGCGUAUCUUAGCUAUUCUCCACACGGUCAUUUCUUUCUUCUGCAUCAUUGGAUACUACUGCUUGAAAGUCCCAUUGGUUAUUUUUAAGCGAGAAAAGGAAGUAGCACGGAAAUUGGAAUUUGAUGGGCUUUAUAUUACAGAACAGCCUUCGGAAGAUGAUAUUAAAGGCCAGUGGGAUAGACUCGUAAUCAACACACAGUCAUUUCCCAACAACUACUGGGACAAAUUUGUUAAAAGAAAGGUUAUGGAUAAAUAUGGAGAGUUCUACGGCCGAGAUAGAAUCAGCGAAUUACUGGGCAUGGACAAAGCGGCUCUGGACUUCAGCGACGCCAGAGAGAAGAAGAAGCCAAAGAAAGACAGUUCCUUAUCAGCUGUACUGAACUCUAUUGAUGUGAAGUAUCAGAUGUGGAAACUUGGAGUCGUUUUCACUGACAACUCCUUCCUCUACCUAGCCUGGUAUAUGACCAUGUCCGUACUUGGACACUAUAACAACUUUUUUUUUGCUGCUCAUCUUCUUGACAUUGCUAUGGGAUUCAAGACCUUGAGAACCAUCUUGUCCUCAGUAACUCACAAUGGCAAACAGCUCGUAUUAACAGUCGGCUUAUUAGCUGUUGUCGUGUACCUGUAUACUGUGGUGGCAUUCAAUUUUUUCAGAAAAUUUUACAAUAAAAGUGAAGAUGGUGAUACGCCAGAUAUGAAAUGUGACGAUAUGCUAACAUGCUAUAUGUUCCACAUGUACGUCGGGGUCCGGGCCGGGGGAGGUAUCGGUGAUGAAAUUGAAGACCCAGCAGGAGAUGAAUAUGAGAUCUAUCGAAUCAUCUUUGAUAUCACUUUCUUCUUCUUUGUCAUUGUCAUUCUGUUGGCCAUAAUUCAAGGUCUAAUUAUCGAUGCUUUUGGAGAGCUAAGAGACCAACAGGAGCAAGUCAAGGAAGACAUGGAGACCAAAUGCUUCAUCUGUGGGAUAGGCAACGAUUACUUCGACACAGUGCCACAUGGCUUUGAAACCCACACUUUACAGGAGCACAACUUGGCCAAUUACCUGUUUUUUUUGAUGUAUCUCAUAAACAAAGAUGAGACAGAACACACAGGACAGGAAUCUUACGUCUGGAAGAUGUAUCAGGAAAGGUGCUGGGAAUUUUUCCCAGCAGGGGAUUGUUUCCGGAAACAGUAUGAAGACCAGCUAAAUUAA
Molecule: messenger RNA, 14592 nt
Organism: Propithecus coquereli (Coquerel's sifaka)
Lineage: Eukaryota; Metazoa; Chordata; Mammalia; Primates; Indriidae
Gene: RYR2
Product: ryanodine receptor 2 (cardiac)
Exons: 100
Biological process (GO): intracellular calcium ion homeostasis; calcium ion transmembrane transport
Cellular component (GO): smooth endoplasmic reticulum; sarcoplasmic reticulum membrane; Z disc
Molecular function (GO): ryanodine-sensitive calcium-release channel activity; calcium ion binding; protein binding
Source: RefSeq, a predicted model, not a curated record